UGUGAUGAGUAGAUGAUGAGUAUGAUGUGAGUGUUGUAUGGUAGGACUUGUGAUGAGUAGAUGAUGAGUAUGAUGUGAGUGUUGUACGGUAGGACUUGUGAUGAGUAGAUGAUGAGUAUGAUGUGAGUGUUGUAUGGUAGGACUUGUGAUGAGUAGAUGAUGAGUAUGAUGUGAGUGUUGUAUGGUAGGUCUUGUGAUGAGUAGAAGAUGAGUAUGAUGUGAGUGUUGUAUGGUAGGACUUGUGAUGAGUAUGAUGUGAGUGUUGUAUGGUAGGACGAUGAGUAUGGGCAGGCUGGAUGAGUAUGAUGAUGAUGUGAGUGAUGUGUGGUAGGACUUGUGAUGAGUAUGAUGAUGAUGUGUGUUGUAUGGUAGGACUUGUGAUGAGUAUGAUUAGUAUGGGCAGGCUGGAUGAGUAGUAUGAAGGAGGUGUGAUUGUGGGAGGUAGGUAGGUAUGGAUUGGGCGUGUAGCUGAGAUCAGUGCCAUCUAUCCCUGUGUAGGAUGAUGAUGAUGAUGAUCCAGGCUCCUCUAUAGAGGGCACACAUCCCGUCCAUUGUAGCUGGUAUCUCUCUCUCCCUCUCUCUCUCCUGAGCCGCCCCCCUCCCUGUCUGUGAAGGUCAUUACAGGCAGCCAGUGUUGGUCCAAUAUAGCGCAUGCGCCCGGGUCCGGGGACUGGCAGAGACAAGAGAGAGGCGGGCGGCACAGCCUGUACAGAGCACGGAGCCGGGGAGACACACACAGGAAACAUGGCGAGGAUGCCUGGCAGCGGGGACUGUAACCCGGGCACGGCGGACAGCGAACCCCUGGCACGGAGCGCCCAGCACCGGCUACAGCCUGGCAGUGCCGGGGAAGAAGAAGAGGAGGAAGAUGAGGAGGAGGAUGAGAUCCAGGAGGUGCGGAUCAUCACAGGGGAUGAUGAAGAGGAGGAGGAGGAGGACGAUGAGCUGCUGCUGCUGGAGGACGAUGAUGAUGAUGAUGAGGAGGACCUGGAGUGGGAUGAAGGGGCUCUCCUGGGCUCCCCCUAUGCUCACUCCCGGGGGCCCGCUGUCAUCUCUCAGCCUCCUUGCUCCGGUAUGGUGCUGCAGUUGCGGCCCGGGGAGGACGGAGGGGGAGGAGGAGGCGGCGGUGGUGGAGUGAUCUGUGGCGGGAGUUCGCCGUCCUCGGAGCGGCCGGAGAGAGCCCGUCUGAGUGAGAACACGCGGCUGGCCACCCGCUACGCCGUGCGCAUCUUCCGCGAGUACCUGAGCGAGAAGGCGCAUUGCCCGGACUUCGAGAGUAUGGACAAGGAGGCGCUGUGCCGGGUACUACGCUCCUUCUACGCCGAGGCCAGGUCUAAGAGCGGCCAGCUCUACAGCAAGUCUUCCCUCAUCAGCAUCCGCUCUUCCCUCAACCGCUACCUGAACGAGCCACCCUACUGCCGCACCUUGGACCUUACCAAGGACCCCGAACUACGCUCUGCCAACCUCACCCUGGCCGCUGUCAUCCGCAAGUUGGAGGAGCAGGGUGCGGGGCCGGUGGUGCAAAAGCAGGCCAUCACCCGGCAGGACCUGAGGAAGCUCUACACAUCUUGUGUCUUCAGCGCCUCGUCCCCCUUUGGCCUCCUCAACAAGGUCUGGUUCGAGACCUGUAUGUACUUUUGCACCCGGGGUCGUGAGAACCAGCGAGAGCUGGAGGAGGACUCCUUCGGCCUGGCCAUGGACGAGGACGGACGCCGAUUCGUCUACUUCAAAGCGCUGGGGCCGUACCACAAGUCUCGCUCCUCCUCUUCGUCUUCGUCAUCCUCCUGGGGGAAGAAGCGGACCGGCACCGAGGGGGACGAGGAGAACCUCCCGCGCAUGUACGAGACUGGCACAGAGUUCUGCCCCUACGCCAGCUUCGUUAAGUACCUGGCCAAGCGCAACCCCCUGUGCAAGGCCUUCUUCCAGAGACCCCGGGACCACUGCAACGAGGCCGACGUCACCUGGUACGAGAACAAGGCCAUUGGGAAGAACCUGCUGGGCACCCGCAUGCAGAUGUUGUCUAAGGCCGCCAAGCUGUCCAAGACGUACACCAACCACUGCAUCGGGGCCGUGUCUGUGGCCACCCUCAACAGCAUCGCUGGUAUAGGCACCAAGCUGGGGCCGCCCUACUUCUCUGAAGCGGUCAACGGUGCCCGGCACAGGCCUGCCGCCCCCAACCCCUUCAUUCUGCCCAAGGCCAAUGGAGGAGGGGGGCUGCUCGAGCCGAAGAGCGAGGCCACCAAGAGACCAUUGUAUGACUCUGGACAGGCCAUGUACAUGGCUGGGGAACCCCCUUCUCCAAAGAGACUCUGUGUGCGAUCUGCAGAGCCUUCAGACUGUGUCCUGGUAGUGUCUGUCAAGAGUGACCAUCAACCAUCCUGCCCCGACACCAAUGGCCACAUGGUGCUAGCCGCCUCACCUGCUGUCACUUCCCCUUCACUGAUGUCCCCUGUACAGGACACUCGACCCAACAUGUCCAGACCUAUGAUCACCAGAUCACCUGCUUCUCCUCUGAACAAUCAAGGCAUUCCUACCCCAGCUCAGCUCACUAAAUCCAAUGCGCCAGUUCACAUUGAUGUUGGUGGUCACAUGUACACAAGCAGUUUGGCGACACUAACAAAAUACCCAGAAUCCAGAAUCGGGAGGCUAUUCGAUGGAACAGAGCCCAUUGUUUUGGACAGUUUAAAGCAGCAUUACUUUAUCGAUAGAGAUGGCCAAAUGUUUCGUUAUAUAUUGAACUUUUUACGUACAUCAAAACUCCUCAUCUCUGAUGAUUUUAAAGAUUACACUCUCCUGUAUGAAGAAGCCAAGUACUUCCAGCUUCAGCCAAUGCUUCUGGAGUUGGAGCGAUGGAAGCAGGACAGAGAGGCAUGCCGUUUCUCCAGGCCUUGCGAGUGUCUGGUCGUCAGGGUGGCUCCGGAUCUUGGAGAAAGGAUUACACUGAGUGGAGAAAAGUCUCUAAUAGAGGAAGUUUUUCCUGAAAUUGGUGACGUGAUGUGUAAUUCUGUCAAUGCGGGCUGGAACCAUGACUCCACACAUGUUAUUAGAUUUCCACUCAAUGGAUACUGCCACCUCAACUCUGUUCAGGUGCUGGAAAGGUUGCAGCAGCGAGGAUUUGAGAUUGUGGGCUCCUGCGGUGGAGGAGUUGACUCUUCUCAGUUUAGUGAAUAUGUACUGAGACGAGAACUGAAAAGGACAUCACGCGCACCUUCUUCUGUUAUUCGAAUAAAGCAGGAGCCCUUAGACUGAGCAGAGACACUUUUCUUAUGCAAAAUGGGACAAUUUCUGUGCAUCUGGGACACAGGUUCCAGAAUCAACGCAGAUACUAAGACAUUUCCGUCACCUCAAAAGACAUCAAAUGCUGUUAUUUACACAGCAACAUCAGGAACACACAGCAGGACGGCUACUACAGGACAUAAAAAUGUAGAAAUAAUAAUAAAAAAAAAAAAAUAGCCCAUAACAUUAUGAAAGGGUACUGUAAUAACUACACAUUAUUCACAACUGAUGCUGUACAUUAGAUAAUAUACCAUAAGUUUUAUGUUCAUGUUUUUAUUCUUUGCAUUACAGAGAUUUAGCCACAGAAAAUAUCCUUCUAAGAUUUGAGAGGCUCAUGGCAAAGAAAAACCACUAUAUUCAUUUUCUGCUGCAUUUAAAACAGAACAGUGUCAUAGUAGCCUGAGAACUGUAUGAACUUAGAACAAAAGACUGUGAUGCCACACAUAGAAGCUAAUGUGACGUCUGCUUUUUAUUUUCCAUCUGGUAAUGGAAACAUGAUAGCUGGAAUCUAAUUGGCUGCUAUGGGCAACACCCCAAAUUUCCAUGUGUUAUCUUUUAUAAACAGGCCCAUUAUGUUUACUGGCUUUACAUUCCACAAUGCCAGGAGACUACCAUGGGUAUAUAAAGCAAACAACUGUGGGCAUUGUUGGCAUUUUACUGCAAUUACUCACUUGUUUAAAGUGUAUGUCUAGGCAAAGUAAAAAAAGUGCAUCUCUGCAAUAAAUGCACAGUUCCCCAUGUUCCAUCUCUUGCCACAACUAUACCUGCUGAUCCUGCCAGAAUGCCUGAGUUCUCUCUUGUUACACUAGGAAUUCCUCCCCUAUGUGCUAUGAAGAUGAGAGGAGGAGAGCUUUGUAGUUCAGCGGAGAGGAACGUCAGCAAGGCUGACACCGCACUGCUUGGGAUUGAGUGCAGCAGAGGCAGCUCAUUAAAGGAAGCUAGGAGCCCACUGGAUUUCUGGGAGGAUCAACAGACAAAACGCAUAAGGGUUUGUGCAUGCUUUUCAGAGAAGUACUGAGUGUGUUUGGGGUUUUAUUAUCCCGGACAUACACAAAGCAGUAAAAUACCCAAUUAUUUAAUAAUGAGUGAAAAUGUUUAAUUUCCAGUCUUUGUAGAUGUUCUUAUUUGUAUUUCUGGGUUUCCUAAGGUAGAAAUGAUUAUUGGCAAUGUACAGGUGGUUAAUAUAUUUGUACUUUUUUAAGCUCAUUUAAAGUGUAGGUCAAGCCAAAACUUUUGAAUAGCACGGGGAAAGAUUAGAACUUGUGUUGGGUUUUGGUUCUGCUAACCGGGGACAUGCGAGAUUUCCCCUCACUUACUGCCCUGCUGACUACCUUUUACCAGGCAAUGAUGGGAACUCUUCAAUAGAAACACAGACAGAAAUGUCACACUUUUUAGUAGCAUGGGAAAGACUAGAACCCCUGAUUUUGGAUUUCUGUUGCAGAAUUUUCCUCCCUCCUGUCUGCAGAAAAUGUUGGCACGUUGGUGGUAAUCUUUCUAAUGGAGUCCCUCAGAGUAGUAAUCCUUACAUACUAUUAUCUAGACCUAAAAAAUGUUUUGGGUUGGCAUACACAUUAAUUUAGCUGGAACAAUAUUUUGAUCUGUAUCUGAUCUUUAUGGUGAGGUUGUGAAACCUUUUUCUCUAAAAGCAAAAAAAAAAA
Molecule: messenger RNA, 4931 nt
Organism: Rana temporaria (common frog)
Lineage: Eukaryota; Metazoa; Chordata; Amphibia; Anura; Ranidae
Gene: KCTD1
Product: potassium channel tetramerization domain containing 1
Exons: 5
Coding region: 652-3246 (864 amino acids)
Biological process (GO): protein homooligomerization; negative regulation of DNA-templated transcription
Cellular component (GO): nucleus
Molecular function (GO): transcription corepressor activity; transcription factor binding
Source: RefSeq, a predicted model, not a curated record